Messenger RNA from Haliotis rubra (blacklip abalone), 5198 nucleotides. RefSeq names its product unconventional myosin-Ie-like. Gene Ontology annotation, biological process: vesicle transport along actin filament; actin filament organization. Gene Ontology annotation, molecular function: ATP binding; actin filament binding; microfilament motor activity. The record is from RefSeq and is a predicted model, not a curated record. Gene Ontology annotation, cellular component: cytoplasm; plasma membrane; microvillus. The transcript is spliced from 30 exons. The coding region runs from base 347 to 3763 and encodes 1138 amino acids. Lineage: Eukaryota; Metazoa; Mollusca; Gastropoda; Lepetellida; Haliotidae.
UUAUCAAAGGCCAUUUGGGGAAAAUGAUUUAUUACGCUCACAAACGUUCCCAAAUAAAACAUCACACCUGAUGGACAAUCCCUUCGGUAUGAAACUCCGUGUCCGUAGUCCAUAUAUGGGUAAUAACAUGACGUCACACACAGGUGUUCUGCAUCACUGCGCAACAGCGGAAGGAGAUACAGUGUUUCCGUCUUUUGCUUCAUACGGAAAAGUGAACUUUGUUGUCAUGUCCGAGUGUGUAGAAAUUAUUGAAACAAAUUGACAUGGAUUAAGAACAGCGCGAGGAUACUGUGUUUCAUUCUUAUUGUGGCCAAGACGGGCUGAAACCCAGCACUUCACUGGCAAAAUGACAUACCACUGGCAGAGUCGCAAUGUCAAAACCAGCGGAGUGGAUGACAUGGUCCUCCUGCAAAAGAUCUCCGAGUCAGCAAUUGUUGACAACCUCAAGAAGAGAUUCAUGGAGGAUUGUAUAUAUGCAUAUAUUGGACCAGUGUUGGUGUCGGUGAAUCCAUUCAAACAGCUCAACAUCUACACGGAGAGACACAUUGAACAGUAUCAGGGAGCGGCCCAGUACGAGAACCCUCCUCAUGUGUAUGCCCUGACAGACAACAUGUACCGGAACAUGUUGAUAGAGAUGGAGAACCAGUGUGUCAUUAUCAGUGGCGAGAGUGGAGCCGGCAAGACAGUGGCAGCAAAGUUCAUCAUGAGUUACAUUGCCAAAGUGUCUGGAGGGGGAAACAGAGUACAGCAUGUAAAAGAUGUCAUAUUAGAAUCCAACCCAUUACUAGAAGCAUUUGGAAAUGCAAAGACUGUUCGGAACAACAAUUCCAGUAGAUUUGGCAAGUAUGUUGAAAUCCAGUUUAGUCGAGGAGGUGAGCCAGAUGGUGGGAAAAUCUCAAACUUCCUUCUUGAAAAGUCUCGAGUAGUUUCCCAAAACCCAAGUGAGCGAGGAUUUCAUAUAUUUUAUCAGCUAUGUGCAGGGGCUACUGCACAGCUCAAAGAGAACUUAGGCAUUACAACUCCAGACUACUACUACUACCUGAACCAGAGUGGUACCUACAAGGUGGACGGCAUGGAUGACGUCCAGGAGUUCCAGGACACUCUGCGGGCUAUGCAGGUGAUCGGUAUUCCUGAAGAUGUCCAGAACGAUGUCCUCUCCAUUGUGGCUGGCAUUCUACAUCUGGGCAACAUCAGCUUCCAGGAGGACGGCAACUAUGCUGGCAUAGCAAAUGAUGACUUUCUUGCUUUCCCGGCUUUUCUACUGGGCAUUGAUGCUGAGUUGCUUCGCACGAAGCUGACUGGGCGUGUCAUGGACAGUAAAUGGGGAGGCAAGUCGGAGAGUAUUGAAAUGAAACUCAACAAAGAACAGGCCGAGUUCACCAGAGAUGCUCUCGCCAAAGCCAUCUACACACGUGUGUUUGACUAUCUAGUAGAGUCGGUCAACUGUGCUAUGCAGAAGCAGACAGAAGAGGUCAACAUUGGGAUUUUGGAUAUAUACGGGUUUGAAAUCUUUGCCAAGAAUGGAUUUGAGCAGUUCUGUAUAAACUAUGUCAAUGAGAAACUGCAGCAGAUCUUCAUAGAACUCACCCUGAAGGCAGAACAGGAGGAGUAUGUCCAGGAGGGCAUCAAGUGGACGCCAAUAGACUACUUCAACAACAAGAUUGUGUGUGACUUGAUUGAGUCCAAGAGCCCCCCGGGACUCAUGUGUGUGGUGGAUGACAUCUGUGCCACCAUGCACGCAGUGUCCGAGGGAGCCGAUCAGAAACUGAUCAUGAAACUCCAAGGUGCUGUAGGAUCUCACGAGCACUAUCAGGGAUCUAACACAGGGUUCGUCAUCCAUCACUAUGCUGGCAAGGUGUCUUACGAAGCAAACGGCUUCUGUGAAAGGAAUCGUGAUGUUCUGUUCACUGAUCUCAUUCAGCUGAUGAAAUCAAGUCAAAACUCAUUUAUUGCAAGUCUCUUUCCUGAGGAUGUGAGUUCUCAGACAAAAGGUCGUCCGACCACAGCAGGCAGCAAGAUCAGAACUCAGGCCAAUAAGCUAGUUACGACACUAAUGAAGUGUACACCUCACUACAUCCGAUGUAUCAAGCCAAAUGAAACAAAGAAAGCAAGAGACUGGGAAGAAAGCAGGGUUAAACAUCAGGUGGAGUACCUGGGCUUGAAGGAAAACAUCCGGGUCAGAAGAGCGGGCUUUGCCUUCAGGAGAGAGUUCGCAAAAUUCAUCAAGAGAUACAACGUCCUGACGCCAGAGACAUACCCGUCAUGGCGGGGAGAUCCGCGUCAGGGUAUCACACACCUCAUGAAUUCCGUCAACAUGGAUCGGGAUCAGUUUCAGAUGGGGAAGACUAAAGUAUUCAUCAAGAAUCCAGAAUCUUUGUUUCUUCUGGAAGAGGUGCGAGAGAGGAAGUAUGAUGGCUUCGCCAGGGUUAUUCAGAAAGCGUACCGCAAACACUAUGCCGUCAAACAGUAUCUCAAACUCAGGGAAGAAGCAUCUGAUAUUCUAUUGAACAAGAAGGAGAGACGAAAGUACAGUCUCAACAGGAAUUUUGUUGGGGACUACAUCGGACUUGAUGACUCCCCUGAACUACGGGCUCUUGUUGGCAAGCGUGAGAGAAUAGAAUUUGCUCACCAAGUCGUGAAGUAUGACAGAAGGUUUAAGAGUGUCAAGAGAGACCUGCUCCUUACCACCAAGAACUUUUACCUGAUAGGGUUAGAAACAGUGAAGAAGGGGCCAGACAAGGGGAAGAAGGUGUUGGUGAAGAAGCGGGAACUACCAAUAGAUGCAAUCUCGGGUGUGUCUCUCAGCACCAUGCAGGACGACUUCUUCAUCCUCCACAUCCAGGGUGACUACAGCAGCCUGUUACAGUCCAUGUUCAAGACCGAGUUUCUCACCGUUCUCACCAAGCGAUACAAAGACAAAACUGGCAAAACCCUUCAGCCCCAGUUCAAUGACAGCUUGGAGUUUCCUGUGAAGAAAGAAGGCUGGGGUGGAGGAGGAACUCGAUCUGUUCGGUUUGUUCGUGGGUCAGGAGAUGAAGCUGUUCUCAAGCCAUCGUCCAAGGUGCUCACAGUCAGCAUAGGACAGGGACUUCCUCGUGAUUCUCGCCCUGGUAGGAAGCACGUGAGUAACGGCAACCCAAGGCGCCCUGCCCCCUCCCACAUUCCUCCACCUUCAGGUGUUGCAUCGCGACGAGGCCCUGCCCCUGGUAGACCUGCUCCGCGUAUGCCCUCAGGGCCAGCCCCGCCACCACCUACAUCUACGCCACCAUCUAGAAGUCAAGUAAAACGUCAGUCUAGCACUGAUAUACAGCAGAAGAUACUGAGUCGGAGGCCCAACUCAUCGGACAAGACGCCAUCAUUGCCCCGGGAAGGGGCUCAACAUCUGGCUAAGAAUCUCAAGCAGGCGAACAACAACAACAAUGACUUUCUGGCCACGCCUGAUGCCGGGAUUGCUGGGCAAGCUACUAAGUUGAGUCAGGAGAAUAGGAAAAAUGAGAUAUUACGCAGCAAUCAACGUAAGAGUAAAACCAACAAGCCCAACCCUGGUGGAGGCCGCCCCCGCCCCAAGCCCAACCUGAAGCCUAAACCUGCACUGCCUCAAUGCAAGUGUUUGUAUGCCUAUGAUGCUCAAGACACAGAUGAACUCAGCUUCAACGAGGGAGAUAUCAUAGAAUUGGUCAAAGAAGACCCAGCUGGCUGGUGGCAUGGCAAGCUCAGGGGGAAGGAUGGCCUGUUCCCUGCCAACUAUGUAGAGAAGCUGUAACUACACAUCAACACACAGGCUCAUUCACUGCUCAGAACAGACAGGUGGACAGGUCCCUUUACCGCUAGACAACAGCUGGAGAAAUACCCCAUACAGACCUGAUGUGACCCCAUGUGAUAUUCUGACUGAACAUAACAGUGGUAUAAAACCUAACAAGGGGUGCAUGAAACCACCAGAUUAUUCCCCUUGUGAUACCGCUACACGGAAUUUAUCUUUCGCCAUUGUAAAAAACUGAAACAAAUUGGAACCUGAUAGAAAUAAGCUUAGGUUCACAAUGUAAUUUUCAUUGACUCACAAACAAUGUGCAUGUGUUUUGCUUCUGAGUAGGGCUUGAGGUAUGCAUUCAUGUUGCAUCACCAUAUUGUAACGAGUUGGGUGGAAUUGAAAUGUUAAGCUGGUACUGCCUCAGGAAAUUUAGUUCACAUGAGAGAGUGCAAGCUUUACUGGUCAGUAGCACUGGUUUGAUUCCCCUACAGGGUUUGCCCACAUGUUCCCUGCCUUUGUAAGACAGGGAAGAUUUGUGAAAAUGUAACAGUGCUAGUCAUUAUGAGAGUGUAAGAGAAAUCUCCAUUGUCUGCCACCAUAUGAGAUAAACUACAACAUUCAGUGAGAUCUGUUACUAUGAGAUCCAGGUCAACCCCUGGCCAUCGGCUGAAGACCUAGUAUAAUUAUAAAGAUUUACUUUGAUAUGGUAUGUUCAUAUUGCUACACCAUGUCUUUGAAAAUUUCACUUAUCCAGACCUCUGACACUAAAACGCCUCUGUGGGCUUGUCCGUUUAACAUAGCACUUAGCAGGGAUGGUAAUUUUCCGCUGAUCCGUGGAAGCCGAUUUUAUGUCAAAUUGAUCAUUCUGAAGCCCCCAUUCAAAGACACAAUAUUAUGUUUUCAGCUGAAAAUAGAUAUUCCUGUUGCCAUCCCCGAUGUAGUGAUGAUCUAUCAGGCACGCCAUGUCCAUGGUUCCCUUGAUGUCCAGAACAUGGUGAUAUUGAACAGUAUUAUGUUAAAGAUACAUAUAUGGUUUAGUCUGCAGGCUGAUGAGGUAUUGUCUUGUAUCGAGUUGUCUCUAGCUGAGGAUAAACAACAGUGACCUUGGUGGAUAUGUUCCCAGUCCCACAUUGAUAAGGGGAUGAACAUGAAAUGAGAAAUGUCACAAUCUCUGUCUAAGAAAUGUUUGUUCUCCCUUGUCAAACAGAGAACCACAUUGAGUAGAUAGUAUCAGCUCAAAUCGUAUUUGGACCAUUUACAAAACAACUACUGCCUUGCACUAGACUUCAACAUGGACUAACAAGUCAUGAACAACUAGACAUGUCUUGCUGUGCUGAUUUCCAAUCUGAUAGGCACCAAUAACUGCAUGCUGGAUUUAGUACGUGCAGGAAGAAUAUUCGAGUUACAUCUUGUUUGUUUGGAAGUAGAGGUACUGUAGGACUAGAAUUUG